CCGCGUCCGGAUUCGCAACUCGAGCUGCUGCUGCUGCUGCUGAUUCUGCUUUAGAAUUUGCUGCAUUCAGCCAAUGUGUCUUGCUGUCCCAAUUCCGCUCCUAUCGAGAUGGAAUAAUCAAACAUUCUGUGCGUGUGGGCUUCACCUGAUAGUGCAAGGACCUCCCCGUCUCAUCCUCCAGCCAAUGUGGAUUAUUUUGAUUGCAUUUCGUUGAUUUGCAGGUGAAUAACGCGAGACGCACGAAGUACAUUCUCAUGCAAAAUAUGGAGACAAUCUUGUAGUUCUUCAGGCUCCGUGUUCGGAUUUUGCCCGGUGAAUUCCCUUACGUGGAUCUCCACACGCCACAAGCGGUCAGCCCCUCACGCAGUUGCAUUUGUGAUGAGGGGGGAAAUCCCAAAUGGCGGUGCGAAAACUCACAUCGUUGUCCGAGCGGGAAAAAAUGAGGCUGCUUCAUCGGUUCGAAGCGGAAACGGUUGCUUGGCUAGCAACUGGGCGAAAUCUAACCGAACGGGAAUCAGUGAACACAUUAUUCGUGGAAACCCCGAGAGAAUAUUUUAAUAUACACGAGGAAUGAAACGGCACUGGAUUCAGAAAAUGUGAAAUUACAAUCGAUGUGCUUUACUCCGAGAGAAGAACCAAACCAUUCGAAGAGAAACGAAACAAAAUAUAUUUACACAACACAACACAACGACCCAGAUCAGACAACGAAAAGUUUGCGGAUGUGAUCAGAGGAAGAACCAAGUGAUUUGAAUGUGAGAAGAAAAUAGUGCAGGACUCGUAAAUUAUUAUUCUCGCCGUCGUCGUUAUCGUGUUCAUCGCACUGCACACAGCACUGUAUCAUGUUCCGUUGGGCGCUACAAUUGCUGCAUUUUGCAUGACCGCCAAGCGAGCAAAUAAAAAACAAACCAUAAUAAUAACAAAAAUCAAAUAAACACACAAAACAGCGGAUUAUCUGAGCAAAACCACGUUGACCGAGUUUAAAAAUACUCGCACAGCUGCACCAGCAGCAGCGCCCAAUCGAUAUUGGUUUUAAUUUGAAAUCAUCCCUCCCCCACGUGUGGCCACCCCGUGUGAGAGCACCCACUUGAAAUGCAUUCGUCCCAUAAAUUCGUAACAGGUAGAUCACUGGGCGGAUAUUGCAUUGGGCACAAUCACCGUAUCGGAAGAAGCGUUCAACAAGGCUGAAUAUCACCACCGGCAGCCAAAAAUGAAGGUGUUCGACCUGAAAGGCGGCAAGUCAACAGUUUCCCACGAUACCACCAAUCCCCUGGCGCUGGAAUCCGUUGUGAACGUGAGAGUCGAGAGCUAUCCAUCGAGCGUUGGGGUAGGUCGCGAAAGGGAUAUAACUUCGCGUAGAUCUACGCCCUCCAUUGCCAACUCUUUCUCUCGACCUUCCAACAGUUCUGAUCUGGCUGCACCGGAACGAUUCCAAAAUGUUACCAUGUACGGUUGUGUCAAAUUCAAUCCCAAUUCAAGGAAAGGUCGUCGUCUAUUUAUGUACCACAUGCUACUGGUGCUGCUGUUACCCAUCGUGGCUGUCGUGCUGCAAAAUACUGUCCUACUCCACCAGCAAAUCACGAAAUAUGAUACAGCAAAACGCGUCGGCGAAGAGAUCCGUGUGAUCAUGAACAUGACCGGCCUUGUCAAGGCUGUGCAAAACGAGCGAAAGUUACUGACCUACUUCGUGCUGACACAGCGGAGCAUAGCGGACGUGGAGCAGGCCAUCACCGAUACGGAUUAUAUGCUGGCGAAUCUACUCGUUCGCAGCAGAAGCUGGAACAUCGAGUACAACGAGAGCAUAAACCAGUCCAUAAUCCACGAUAAUUUAAGCAAAACGAGGAAAUUGCUUCUAAGGACCCCAUCGCUUAUCGAAAAUAACAGCAUUUCUGUUUACCUUGAACCUUACCAUGAACUGAACAGACAUAUCAUUGACCAUUUAAGUCAGAGUGUUGGCUUGUCUUUCAGUGGGAACGCUUGGCGACAUUUGAUAGUAUAUAAGAACGUAAUCGAAGCGGUGGAAAACAUCAACAUUGCCGCCAUUUUGGUGCUGCAGUUUAUAAGUCGGGGAGCGCUGGUUCUGGAUGAUUUCUCGCAGUUUGUCCGUCGGGAUGCCGCAGCGAUGGACCAUCUGCGAUCGGCAGAGAACUUCAUGACCGAUAUUGUGAUCAUGCAAAGCAGUGAAUACCACGUGCUGAACAAGUGGCGCCAUCUGGUGUUGAUCAAUUCGUCCAGCGGUGAUCGAGAGGAUGCUCUUUUGGAGUAUUUUCAGUCGGUGAACAGUUUCAUUAGGAAUCUGGAAAAACUACAGACGAGUCUCCAGGAAGUGUUCAUCGACACAGUCGACGAGGAAAUGAGCGAUGCUCGGAUGCGUCAAACAAUUUGCAUUGGAUUGAUGCUGCUAAUUUUCAUCAUCAGUCCCAUGCUGGUGUUGAUGGUUCUCACAGCAACUAACACGAUUCAGAACUUUUCCACUCAAUUGAUCACACGUACUUUCGAGCUUCGCAAUGAGAAAAGUAAAGCAGACCGUUUGUUGUACCAAAUGCUACCGCCCGCAGUCGUCCGUCAGCUGAAGCAAGAACGCCAGGUUCUGGCGGAAACGUUCGACUCGGUGACAAUUUUCUUCAGUGAUAUCGUAGGAUUUACGUACAUUUCAGCCGUCAGCACAGCGAUGGAAGUGGUGACGAUGCUAAACACGCUCUAUCGGUUAUUUGAUUCCAUUAUCUUGAAGUAUGAUGUUUACAAGGUCGAAACUAUCGGCGAUGCUUACAUGGUCGUAUCCGGACUCCCCCAGCGCAAUGGAGAUAAACACGCCGGUGAAAUUGCAUUGAUGUCUUUGAAUUUACUUCACGAAAUUUCCGGUUUCAUCAUACCUCAUAUGAAAAAUCGAACAUUGGAAAUCAGAGCCGGAAUCAACACUGGUUCGUGUGUGGCUGGCGUUGUAGGAACCACAAUGCCACGAUAUUGUCUAUUCGGUGACACGAUCAAUACUGCAUCCAGGAUGGAGUCAACUGGGGAACCUAUGAAAAUUCACGUCUCCGAAGACACCAAAGUAAUUCUGGAUAAGUUGGGUGGAUUCAAAAUCAAACGCCGAGGAACGAUCGAAGUCAAAGGAAAAGGGACCAUGGAUACAUACUGGCUACUUGGCCAUACAACGUACGAACAUCUUUUUCCCGAAAGUGCGAUUCCCAUCUACAAACCGGAGGUUGUCACGGAACCCGAAUUUAUGCAGAUAAUUUACUAGGGACUUCCCGGGCUUUUGAUCGUAAUAUUCCUCAAAACUUCACAAAAGCAGUGAUUCGUUAGAGUGAGUUUUGAUGGCAGAAAUAAAUGUUUAUGUAACUGUUAUAAUACCACAGGUGCAAUAACUCUGGAUAGAUAUAAAUGUCCCCCUUUUGCGUAACGUUUAUAGAGGUAAAUUUUAUGAAAAGUAGAAAAAAGGAAAACUGAAGAAACGGUGGCCAAUCAACCAUUUACUAGUCGACACAUUUUGGGACCACUGUAGGAAGUCGUAGACAGAUACCAAUUUCCACCUUUUAUAUGUAGGGUAGCGUUGAUUUGGAUGAGCAAUAAAG
Molecule: messenger RNA, 3572 nt
Organism: Toxorhynchites rutilus septentrionalis
Lineage: Eukaryota; Metazoa; Arthropoda; Insecta; Diptera; Culicidae
Product: adenylate cyclase, germination specific-like
Exons: 11
Coding region: 1208-3241 (677 amino acids)
Biological process (GO): intracellular signal transduction; cGMP biosynthetic process; receptor guanylyl cyclase signaling pathway
Molecular function (GO): peptide receptor activity; guanylate cyclase activity
Source: RefSeq, a predicted model, not a curated record